Messenger RNA from Ochlerotatus camptorhynchus, 1646 nucleotides. RefSeq names its product p47 (gene p47). The coding region runs from base 149 to 1315 and encodes 388 amino acids. Gene Ontology annotation, biological process: membrane fusion; proteasome-mediated ubiquitin-dependent protein catabolic process; autophagosome assembly. Gene Ontology annotation, molecular function: ubiquitin binding. Gene Ontology annotation, cellular component: nucleus; cytosol. The record is from RefSeq and is a predicted model, not a curated record. NCBI's taxonomy places the organism in Eukaryota, Metazoa, Arthropoda, Insecta, Diptera, Culicidae. The transcript is spliced from 5 exons.
AUAUUUAUCACUGUCAGUUUGCGGUUUUCAAGCAGCAUCAUUGCGAAAAAUUGCAAUCUGUGACAAAAUUGUCCAUUAAACUGCAGAAAAAUCGUUUAAAUUAAAUCAAAAAUCGUACUUUGCACGGUGCCACAUUCUGUCUAACAAGAUGUCCGACAGGGAGGAACUGGUAAAACAAUUUUCCGACGUAACGGGAGUGUCCGAAGAUCGGGCCAAAUUCUAUCUAGAGGCAGCCAAUGGAGAACUGCAGGUUGCCCUGUCCAGUUUUUACGAGGGUGAUAACGAGGGCGAGCGAUCCGCUCCUGUUGUUUUAGAUGAUGAUUCAGACGACGAUAACGUGCCCAUGGAUUCGGUCCAUCUAUCUCGCUCGGAUGUCAAACCAAAAGCUAAGAAAGCCCCUCAAUCGUCCAACUUUGCUACACUAGCAUCUCUGAACGAUUCCUCUUCGGAUGAUGAAGAGGAGCAAGGGCAGGCGUUUUACGCAGGCGGGUCGGAACGUUCCGGUCAACAGGUACUAGGACCUCCGAAAAAGAAUCCGAUCAAGGAUUAUGUAUCGGAAAUAUUCCGAUCAGCCCAGCAGAAUAAUUUGGAAACUUUCGAAGGAGAAGCAAGCCCAAGCUCGAGUUCUUCGCUGUAUGCAGGAACUGGUUAUAGGCUGGGUCAAACCGACAAUGAUCAUCAGGCCAUCCCGGAGAGGCAGCGUGCAUCCGGUAGAGAUACCGAUCAUAAUCAUGAAGUCGUAACGUUGACCUUGUGGCGUCAGGGCUUCUCGAUCAACGAUGGGGAACUACGUCGUUAUGAGGAUGCGGCUAAUAAGGAAUUUUUUGAGUCUAUUAUGCGUGGAGAAAUACCGGCUGAGUUGCGCUCAAAGGGUCCAACGAUGAUUCAUCUAGAUCUGAAGGAUAACCGCCAUGAAGAUUAUGUCAAACGGUCCGCUCCAUUUAAGGCGUUUGCAGGUAGUGGUCAAUCGCUUGGCAGUCCGGCACCGAAUUUGGUGCUAACUAACCCUUCAACUUCGGUGGGAAAUAAUGAGGACAACGAAAAGAAGGCUGCAUCUGGUUUGCCAGUGGACGAGAGUCAACCGACGACCAAUCUGCAGAUCCGCUUGGCGGAUGGAUCUCGUUUAUCGGCUCGGUUCAACCAAAGUCAUACGAUCGACAAUGUUCGGCAAUACAUAACAAAUGCACGUCCGCAAUACGCAACACAGAGCUUCGCUCUGAUGACGACAUUCCCCCCUAAGGAACUUGGCGAUGGUUCCCAGAGCUUGAAAGACGCUGGACUAUUGAAUGCUGCGAUAAUGCAGCGAAUGAAGUAGUAGACAUUUAUUGUCAAAGGUAAGCUUCGGAUAUCUCAGUUGCAGUACCACUCUAGGAGAGAACAUCGGUGUUGUAUUUUUUGUUUGAAUUUGAGGUGAAAGCGGAAAGCGAUUGUUUGGACUGAGGAUGUGGAAAUCAAUAUAAUUUUUUCUUAAGUUAUGUCAUGGUAUGUGCCUAAAAGGUCCCAGUAAUAUUCACUUAUUCUUUCUGCAGUUUGAUAUAGUAGAUGUUUUCAUCAUCAAAAACACGUGUGGGAAUCUGUUUGGAUAAGUGAUUCACACUAUUCAAAUACCGAAUAAUUUUAAUGGAAUAGUACUGUCUUACAUAAAA